CUCUUUUGUUGUGCUGUUUUUUAUCAAUCGCUUUCACUGUUCGCUCUGCUCGGAUGAGUCAGAUUUUGAAAAACAAAUUAAAAUCAAAUUUCGUGUCGAUUUCAGUUUAAGAAACUGCUGAAUCUGGCUGUUUGAAUUGUUGUAAUCCCUAGUCUUUAUUGCAAAAACAAACUACACAAGAUGGAGUGGCUAUUCGGUAAGAAAAUGUCCCCGGACGAAAUGAUGCGUAAGAAUCAGCGCGCCCUGAACAAAGCGAUGCGAGAUUUGGAUCGGGAAAAAAUGAAAAUGGAACAGCAGGAAAAAAAGAUCAUCGCCGACAUCAAGAAGCUGGCGAAGGAAAAUCAGAUGGAUGCGGUUAAAAUUAUGGCCAAGGAUUUGGUGCGGACGCGUCGCUACGUUAGGAAGUUUAUGCUCAUGAAGGCCAACAUCCAGGCGGUGUCGUUGAAGAUCCAAACACUGAAAUCGCAAAACGCCAUGGGAGAGGCCAUGAAAGGCGUCACGAAAGCCAUGACCAACAUGAACCGUCAGCUGAAUAUGCCACAGAUUCAGAAAAUUCUGCACGAAUUCGAGAAACAGUCGGAGAUAAUGGACAUGAAGGAGGAAAUGAUAAACGAUGCCAUGGACGACGCAAUGGAAGACGAGGGCGACGAGGAGGAAACUGAUGCCAUUGUGUCCCAGGUUCUGGACGAGUUGGGCCUGCAGCUGAACGACCAGCUGUCGGGAUUGCCUCAGGCUUCCGGAUCUCUGUCGGUGGCCGGUGGUGUGAAAGCUCCUCAAGCAGCAGCGAUGGGUGCGGGAGGAGCGGCCGGUGGCUCAGGAGCGGGUUCUCCAGUUUCGGAUGCCGAUGCGGAUCUUCAGGCCCGCCUGGACAAUCUGCGAAGAGAAUAGUCUGGAUUGCGCAGUUUGCGUGCCUAUUCCCACUACUCCAUUGAUUUUACUUCAAUAUGGUACCACCUAGUUUCGGGAUAAUUGAGUGUGAUCGCUACUUGCGCUGGAAUCGACAUUCGGAAAGAGAUCAGAGCAGAGCUGUAAUUGUUUUCAAGAUGUAAUAUCACCCCAUUGCGAUAUCUAUAUUAUUACCGUAAACUAUUAUUUUAUAAUUUAUAUUUGUCGAGAUUUAUUUGCUUGAACUGAAUGCAUCCGUUCAGAGUAAAUCAUAAAAAGGCCUUGAAAAUAUGUAUGCGUAGGACGGAGCUAAAUUUGCGAAUAAAUGUUUACA
Aedes aegypti (yellow fever mosquito) is the source of this 1219-nucleotide messenger RNA. RefSeq names its product charged multivesicular body protein 2a (gene Vps2). Gene Ontology annotation, cellular component: multivesicular body; ESCRT III complex. Lineage: Eukaryota; Metazoa; Arthropoda; Insecta; Diptera; Culicidae. The record is from RefSeq and is a predicted model, not a curated record. Gene Ontology annotation, biological process: endosome transport via multivesicular body sorting pathway; protein transport; late endosome to vacuole transport. Bases 181 to 888 code for a protein of 235 amino acids. The transcript has 2 exons.